AUGGACAACAUUGUCGUGGCCCGUGAACAACGGAAAUUCUCAACCCUCCGGCCUAGGCGUUCCUGGAGUGACGGCCUGUUACAACCCAAGUGGCUCGACCGAGAGGGGUUCGCUCGCCUUGCGCUCUUGGCCAUAGCAGAGCAUGCCAGAAGUCCGGCAACGCGAGCUCCGUAUGCAGAGGCCAACGGUAUAGUCAUCGAAGCGACGAGCACUGGUUGGGGCCAAGCGGCUGGCGCCACUUGCUACGGUGUGGGCUACGGAUUGAUAAACCAACAAAGGGAGCUUGGGAUUUUGGAGACGAGCGACAUGAUUGCCAAGGCGGUUUGCGAUACCGUUUGGCACAAGUGGUCACGGCGGCUGCUAAGUAUCCUGAGCUCUACUUGUUGCUUUCGUCAACCUUGA
Molecule: messenger RNA, 402 nt
Organism: Neurospora crassa OR74A
Lineage: Eukaryota; Fungi; Ascomycota; Sordariomycetes; Sordariales; Sordariaceae
Exons: 2
Coding region: 1-402 (133 amino acids)
Source: RefSeq, a predicted model, not a curated record